CCAGGGCCGCAACCACAGCCGCAGGGACGGCAGCCGGGAGAGCCACCGCGCAUUAUGCAAAGAGGCAGCAGAUGUGAGCGGGGCCAGCUGGGCGCUCCUCGGCCUCCUCUGGCAACGGCCGACCCAGCUGCCUGAAUUGUCCCGGACACUCCCCUGGCCCUGGCCAGGGCCGAGAUGGCCUGAGUACCCCCCAGGCGCGGCGGCGCAGCAGCGGGGUUGAAACAUGGGGAACCAGGAUGGGAAGCUGAAGAGGAGCGCAGGUGAUGCCUCCCACGAAACCGGCGGCGGCGGAGCGGAGGAUGCCGCGGGGCCCAGGGAUGCGGAAACCACAAAGAAGGCGAGCGGGAGCAAAAAGGCGCUCGGCAAGCACGGCAAGGGGGGAGGGGGUAGCGGGGAAACCAGCAAGAAGAAGAGCAAGUCGGAUUCUAGAGCCUCGGUGUUUUCCAACCUGCGGAUUAGAAAGAACCUGACCAAGGGGAAAGGUGCCGGCGACUCGCGCGAGGAUGUGCUGGACUCUCAGGCCCAGCCGAUUGGGGAGCUGGACAGCGCUCACUCCAUAGUCACUAAGACCCCGGACCUCAGCCUCUCUGCUGAGGAGACUGGCCUAUCGGAUACCGAGUGUGCGGACCCUUUCGAGGUGAUCCAUCCAGGUGGUCCUAGGCCUGCUGAGACUGGGGUAGGGAUCCAGGCGACUGCGGAGGAUUUGGGAACUGCGGCAGGAGCGCAAGAUGGACAAAGGACCAGUUCUGGUUCGGACACGGACAUCUAUAGCUUCCACUCCGCUACUGAGCAGGAAGAUUUGCUCUCAGACAUCCAGCAGGCAAUUCGCCUGCAGCAGCAACAGCAGCAGCAGCAGCAACAGAAGCUGCUGCUCCAGGACUCCGAGGAGCCUGCAGCGCCCCCCACUGCCAUCUCCCCUCAGCCCGGGGCCUUCUUGGGCCUGGACCAGUUCUUGCUGGGACCGAGUAGCGAGGCUACAAAGGACACCGAACAGGCACUACCGGUGAGACCUGACUUGCCUGAGACCACCAAGUCCCCGGUGCCUGAGCAUCCUCCCUCCUCUGGAGGCCACUUGGCCUCUGAGACACCCGGCUACGCGACCGCUAACUCCGCAGUCACAGACUCGCUCUCAUCUCCAGCCUUCACAUUUCCUGAGGCUGGGCCAGGGGAGGGCGCAGCCGGAGCCCCAGUGCCCGAAGCUGGGGACACAGAUGAGGAGUGUGAGGAGGAUGCCUUUGAGGAUGCUCCCCGAGGCUCUCCAGAGGAGGAAUGGGUCCCCGAGGCGGGAGAAGCUCCACAGAGGCUGGAGGAAGAGCCGGAGGGGAGGAUGCGAGGGGCCAGUGUCUCUGCAGUCGCUUCUUUGCCUGGCAGCCCUGCGCCCAGCCCACGAUGUUUCAAACCUUACCCACUCAUCACCCCCUGCUACAUCAAGACCACCACUCGGCAGCUCAGCUCACCCAAUCACUCCCCAUCUCAGUCCCCUAACCAGAGUCCUAGGAUCAAGAAGCGACCGGAGCCUUUCGUGAGCCGGAGCCCCAGAACUGCCUUGGCCUCUGCUGCGGCCCCAGCAAAGAAGCACCGGUUGGAAGGCAGCCUUGCGGGCGGCCUUAGCCGCUCAGCUGACUGGACCGAGGAGCUAGGCGUCAGUACGCCUGGGGCAGGAGGCUCUGUGCACCUGCUGAGUCGCGGAGCUACUGCGGAUGACAGUGGUGACGGGUCCCCUGUGCUGACCGCCCAGGCACCUGGGACUCCAGCGACAACUGAUGGCUUUCAGAAUGUGUUCACAGGGCGGACUCUGUUGGAGAAGCUGUUCCGCCAGCAGGAGAACGGACCUCCUGAAGAAGCAGAAAAAUUUUGCUCACGGAUCAUUGCCAUGGGCCUUCUACUUCCUUUUAGUGACUGCUUCAGGGAACCAUGUAAUCAGAAUGCUGGGUCAAGUUCAGCUCCAUUUGAUCAAGAUCAACUUUACACCUGGGCUGCAGUUAGUCAACCCACGCACUCCAUGGAUUACAGUGAAGGGCAGUUUCCCAGGAGAGAACCAUCCAUGUGGCCACCAUCCAGCCUUCCUGAUGAAGAGCACAGUCCCAAGGAUGUAGACACAGAACCUCAAUCUUCUAUUUUGGAAAGCCCGAAAAAAUGUUCAAAUGGUGUCCAGCAGGAAGUUUUCAAUGUGAAGUCUGAAGGGCAGGCAACUGUAAUUCAGCAACUGGAACAGACCAUUGAGGAUCUGAGGACGAAAAUAGCUGAGCUAGAAAAGCAAUAUCCAGCCCUAGACUUGGAGGGGCCCAGGGGUCUUCCAGGCCUUGAGAAUGGAUUCACAGCCUCUGAAGAAGUUGGUCUGGAUGGUCUCAGAUUGCAUGGAAAGGUUGCACAGCCUCCGAGAACUCUUCAGGCAAAGUCAAUACAAACUUCCCCCACAGAAGAGGGUGGCAUCCUGACAUUGGCAACUCUAAAAGCACUUCCAGAAGGUUCCCCAUGUCCACCUGUAGUUCAAAGUGGAGAGUCAGCUGUUCUACCCUCACCCUCUGGACCUCAGACAAAAUUCUGUUCAGAGAUUUCUUUGAUUGUGUCUCCAAGGAGAAUAUCCGUACAGCUUGAUGCCCAACCAGGCCUGCAGAGUGCACCACAACUCCCACUGCCUCCUGAUGGUCAAGGGCAGCACCCCCACCCUUCUCUGCAUACUGAGUUGGAAACCAGUCAUGAACAUUCUGUUUUCUCCUCUGAAAACAGCUGUAAUAUUCCACCUGCACCACCUCUGCCUUGUACAGAGCCCUCCAGCUUCAUGCCUGGCCUGGGCAUGGCAAUUCCCCCACCUCCCUGUCUCUCUGACAUAACAGUGCCUGCUCUGCCCAGUACAACAGCCCCACAACCUACCAGUCUACAGGGAACAGAAAUGCUGCCAGCCCCUCCCCCACCUCCUCUCCCUGGACUGGGAAUACCCCCUCCCCCUCCUCUCCCUGGAGUGGGAAUACCCCCUCCCCCUCCUCUCCCUGGAGUGGGAAUACCCCCUCCCCCUCCACUUCCUGGAGUGGAAAUACCCCCUCCCCCUCCACUUCCUGGAGUGGGCAUAGCCCCUCCCCCUCCUCUCCCUGGAGUGGGAAUACCUCCUCCCCCUCCACUUCCUGGAGUGGGAAUACCCCCUCCCCCUCCACUUCCUGGAGUAGGAAUACCUCCUCCCCCUCCACUUCCUGGAGUAGGAAUACCUCCUCCCCCUCCACUUCCUGGAGUAGGAAUACCUCCUCCCCCUCCACUUCCUGGAGUGGGCAUACCCCCUCCCCCUCCUCUUCCUGGAGUGGGCAUACCCCCUCCCCCUCCACUUCCUGGAGUGGGCAUACCCCCUCCUCCUCCACUUCCUGGAGUGGGCAUACCCCCUCCCCCUCCUCUUCCUGGAGUGGGCAUACCUCCUCCCCCUCCUCUUCCUGGAGUGGGCAUACCCCCUCCUCCUCCCCUACCUGGAGUUGCUAUUCCUCCACCUCCUCCUCUACCAGGUAUGGGGGUUCCCCCAGCCCCACCUCCCCCUGGGGCAGGCAUCCCUCAACCCCCUCUUUUGCCUGGCUCAGGGCCUUCACUCUCUUCCCAAGUUGGGAGUAGCACUUUACCAGCACCGCAAGUGUGUGGAUUUCUUUUUCCUCCAUUGCCAACUGGCAUAUUUGGAUUGGGGAUGAAUCAGGACAGAGGGGCUAGGAAACAGCCAAUUGAGCCUUGCCGGCCAAUGAAGCCUCUUUAUUGGACAAGAAUUCAACUCCAUAGUAAAAGAGAUUCAAGUCCUUCACUUAUUUGGGAAAAGAUCGAAGAGCCAUCCAUAGAUUGUCAUGAAUUUGAAGAAUUAUUUUCUAAAACUGCAGUAAAGGAAAGAAAGAAACCCAUUUCUGAUACAAUCUCAAAGACAAAGGCUAAACAAGUUGUCAAGUUGCUUAGCAACAAACGAUCACAAGCAGUAGGAAUUCUAAUGUCUAGUCUUCAUUUAGAUAUGAAAGACAUACAACAUGCUGUUGUGAACUUGGACAAUUCUGUGGUUGACCUGGAGACCCUUCAAGCUCUCUAUGAGAAUAGAGCACAGUCAGAUGAAUUGGAAAAAAUUGAAAAGCACAGUCGAUCUUCCAAAGACAAGGAAAAUGCCAAGUCUCUUGACAAACCUGAACAGUUCCUCUAUGAGCUGUCACUAAUCCCCAACUUCUCAGAGAGAGUCUUUUGCAUCCUCUUCCAGUCAACGUUUUCAGAGAGCAUUUGUUCAAUCCGUCGCAAACUUGAAUUGCUGCAGAAGUUGUGUGAGACAUUAAAAAAUGGACCAGGGGUCAUGCAAGUCCUGGGUUUGGUUCUAGCCUUUGGGAACUACAUGAAUGCUGGAAACAAAACUCGAGGACAGGCAGAUGGCUUUGGAUUAGACAUUCUGCCCAAGCUAAAGGAUGUCAAAAGCAGUGACAACAGCAGAAGCCUUUUGUCAUAUAUUGUUUCAUAUUAUCUUCGAAAUUUUGAUGAGGAUGCUGGCAAGGAACAGUGUGUCUUCCCCUUGGCAGAACCCCAGGAGCUGUUCCAGGCCUCACAGAUGAAAUUUGAAGACUUCCAGAAAGAUCUCAGAAAACUAAAGAAAGACUUGAAAGCCUGUGAGGUGGAAGCGGGUAAAGUGUACCAGGUCUCCUCUGAAGAACACAUGCAGCCCUUCAAGGAAAACAUGGAGCAGUUCAUUAGUCAAGCCAAAAUUGACCAAGAGUCACAAGAGGCUGCCCUGACAGAGACUCAUAAAUGCUUUUUGGAGACCACAGCCUACUACUUCAUGAAACCAAAACUUGGAGAGAAGGAGGUGUCCCCAAAUGUUUUCUUCAGUGUCUGGCAUGAAUUUAGUUCUGACUUUAAAGACUCUUGGAAAAAGGAGAACAAACUGAUUCUGCAAGAGAGAGUCAAAGAAGCUGAGGAAGUGUGUAGGCAGAAGAAAGGAAAAUCACUCUAUAAAGUAAAACCAAGACAUGACUCUGGGAUUAAAGCAAAGAUAAGCAUGAAAACCUGAGCUGUGACUAACAGAACAAAACAAGUCAUCAAAACAUCUUCCAUUAGCAUCUGCCUGACCUGAGGAGGGAAGAAAGCUACACCAACAUUCUGAUCAUUUUUCCUCUGAACCUCUCGCAUAAUCUUCCAGGUUUUCUAGGAAGUUGGUUGAUUGUUGAAUUUUCCUGUAUGUUAUUUUAAAUUUGAAAAAGCAGUAGAUCUGUGGCAAAUUGGUACCCUUUACUUUUUGUAAAUGUCCUGGUGUUAUC
Molecule: messenger RNA, 5252 nt
Organism: Phodopus roborovskii (desert hamster)
Lineage: Eukaryota; Metazoa; Chordata; Mammalia; Rodentia; Cricetidae
Gene: Fmn2
Product: formin 2
Exons: 18
Coding region: 224-5005 (1593 amino acids)
Biological process (GO): intracellular transport; actin nucleation
Cellular component (GO): cytoplasm; actin filament; endoplasmic reticulum membrane
Molecular function (GO): microtubule binding
Source: RefSeq, a predicted model, not a curated record